UAACGAGGUAUUACACUAAGUUUAUCAGGGAACCGCACCGUUCCGAUUACAUACUGCACUCUAGAUCCAUAAACAACCCCUCCAUUAUCAGAAUAGUUAUCUUACUGCGAUGAACGGCGUACUGUGUAUUCUACUUGGAUCCCUUUGUCUUCUCCAGACACAUGCAGCCAACCUAGACGCGGUGUUGUGUGGACCAGUCUGUAUGAUAUGGUGUCCUUUUGGUAACGUGAUGGACGAGCGGGGCUGUCCAACGUGUAGGUGUAGAAGUGAACACACAACAACGACUGAGGCUCCAGUUUCAACCGGGACCCCUAAGGUGUGUGCGGGGGUCAUGUGUGACAUAUACUGUCCCCAGGGACACACACUAGUAGACGGCUGUCCAGUGUGUGCCUGCAAAACUGACGAUGGUUGGGUUGGAUAGAAAAAGUAUUGUCAAAACUGAUGUUAAUUAAAGAAUUGGGAUUUUU
This is a messenger RNA of Magallana angulata, 467 nucleotides long. RefSeq names its product BPTI/Kunitz domain-containing protein 4-like. The coding region runs from base 110 to 421 and encodes 103 amino acids. Gene Ontology annotation, molecular function: serine-type endopeptidase inhibitor activity. The transcript is spliced from 3 exons. The record is from RefSeq and is a predicted model, not a curated record. Lineage: Eukaryota; Metazoa; Mollusca; Bivalvia; Ostreida; Ostreidae.